AUGAACCGCAAGGAAGAAGCAUACAUUUAUACCAGCAUAGCUUUGCGGCUUGCUGUCACACACGGCUACCACCGUCCUUUGGAGGGGACACAUAUACUUCGGUCGGAGAAAGCCCACAUUGGGAGGCUAUGGUGGACAAUUUAUAUGCAAGAAAGACGGUUAGCAGCAGCGACGGGCUACCCAUAUGGUAUCGAUGAUGCUUUCAUUGUACUUGAGUAUCCUGUCGACCAGCCUGGGUUCAGCUCCAGCCAGCCAAUACGUACAAAUGCUCGAAUAGCCAGAGUUACAAGUCGCAUCCUCAUAGACUUAUAUAGCCCUAAACGCCAAAAUCAAGACUCUUUCGUGCCUGACGUGAAAGAAAUCAUCAAAUGUCUGCAUGAAAUUUCUGGCGAGAUACCAGAGAACCUGGCAACAGUAGCUCACGGACCGAACGCGAAUGUUUCUAUGAGAACAACAGCCUCACUCCAACUCAUGGUUUACCAGGCCACUUUACUCACAAUACGCCCGGUCAUGCUACACGUAGCGCAUUUAAUACUUGCAGGAGAGAGUUUUGGCCUGGAGCAGCUGGGUAACUCUUCCCUGACGCAGCUUUGUCGAGCGUGCACGGAAGCAGCAAGGCGUAUAGUGCGGACUAUCAUGACAUUGCGACGAAUGAAGCUUUUAGCCAUCUUUGGGUUCUUUGACUGCGAUGCCAUUUUUUCCGCCACUUUUGUCUUGAUUCUCACAGUUGUGUUCGACUCUGCUUGUGAAGAUAAGGACAAGAUCAACCCGUCGCCUGGGCUUGGCGAAGCACUAGAAAAUCUGCAAUACCUGGCUGACAACCACAACACGACCGCCAUUGAACGACUCCAAGAGGUCCAGGAUAUUUGGCGUCACUUGCCCGAACACUUACGAACAAACGAGAAUACAGCUGUCCCCUCGCGCGAUCGCUCGCAACCUGUGCAUGACAGUGUCCGCCAGCUGGCGGGUGACCGUCGUCACGGACCCAUGGUUCAAGACUGUAUAGAGCCCCUGAACAACGACGGCAUAACAGACAAUACAAUACAACUAGUGAUGGAUCCAGACCAACCAAGACCCAUUCCCGGCCUGAAUGGUGUUGAGCAAGACAGUACAGACCUGCGUUUAGACACCGAACAAGAUGCGUCAAACGCUGCGAACGAGCUGUCACCAGUCUGGAUACCUUCGUCAGCCAACAUGGGGACUGUGCCGAGUGAUGACCUAAUUCCCAUAGACAUGCCAAUGGAUGAAUAUUUUGCCCACUUCCAAUCGCUGUUAGAUAACCCUGAUUGGUAUCUCACGGGGCGAGACGUAGGAGACUUGGCAGAAUUUGGAAGACAUAUUGUAAAUCUUAGCAGAUCUGAAUAA
Molecule: messenger RNA, 1365 nt
Organism: Clonostachys byssicola
Lineage: Eukaryota; Fungi; Ascomycota; Sordariomycetes; Hypocreales; Bionectriaceae
Source: the annotation of a GenBank genome assembly